AAAAUACUCCACCAUGGUCGUGUAUGCCGUGGAUGUCGGCGGGUCGACCCUGAAGCAUGGCGAUGUGGCCGGGGCGACAUAUGCUGUGUCAUCAAACUGCGUGCGGGUGAAUGCCAAGCAGCACACCGCGCAGAUCCGCCGGCCCAUUGAGCGGGGGUACGUCGUCAAUUGGACAUUGCAGGGAGACAUUUGGCAGGAAGCAUUGACUGUUGACCCAGAUGCGACGUUGUUGCUCACCACACCUGUCUUCACCCCAGAGAAGCUCCUGCACACGCAGGACGAGGUCGUGUUCGAGGAGUUCCACAUGGCGGGGAUGGCCAAUGUGAUUCCGCAGGCCAUGGUGCCGUUGACGUUGUCGUCGUCGUCCCCUGUGCAUGUCAUCGUGGACGUAGGGUUCUCGGCCACGCACAUCGUGCCUUGGAUUGACGGAUCGAUCGUGUGGGCCGGUGUGCGGCGACUAAACGUCGGCGGCAAGUUGCUGACCAACUACCUAAAGGAAUGCGUGAGUUUUCGCCAGUGGAACAUGAUGGAUUCGUUCGACCUCAUCAACGACGUCAAGGAGGCAGUUUGUCGUUGUUCGUUGGAGUUUGACAAGGACAUGAAGGCGUAUGCUACAUCCUCAGGUCCUAGUACUACUACUAGUACUACUACUGCAUCUAUCACCCCCACGCAUCCUACUCCACUGGUUCAACAAUGGGCACUCCCAGACUUUGUCCAUUCAUAUCAAGGCAAAUUGGUGACCCCCACGACCGAUUUGCCGCCGCAUGUCCAGGUGUUGCGUGUGGGUGUGGAGUGCUUUGCAGUGCCGGAAGUGCUAUUCCAUCCAUCCGACAUUGGAAUCGAUCAAGAAGGUAUCGCAGGCGGCAUCGCAGAUGCCAUCGCGGCGUGCCCUCCAUUUGUCCAGGGUCUGAUGUACCAGCACAUCGUUGUCACUGGGGGGUCGUCCAAAUUCCCGCACUUUAUCGAUCGGUUGCGCGUCGAUUUGCGGCCGCUCGUACCCGCGGAAUAUGCCCUCCACGUCACCCUUCACGAUGACCCCGUUGGCGCUGUAUGGCGAGGCUGCCAAGCAUUUGCAAACACUCGGACGUUCAAAGAAGAAGCAGUUGUUACCAAGGAAGAGUACAUGGAGAUGGGAAGCGCGGCGUUGUACCGAUGGAGGAACAAAGCGAUGACACCUACGCACGAGUGGAAGCAAUGAUGACUGACUAAUGUAUCAACGUGUAGAUAGUAUUACUAAGCGAUACUACUACUAGUAGGAUUGGGAUAUCCCUGUUUCCAUA
This is a messenger RNA of Aphanomyces astaci, 1280 nucleotides long. RefSeq lists its product as hypothetical. Gene Ontology annotation, cellular component: Swr1 complex. The transcript has 7 exons. The coding region runs from base 14 to 1198 and encodes 394 amino acids. NCBI's taxonomy places the organism in Eukaryota, Oomycota, Saprolegniomycetes, Saprolegniales, Verrucalvaceae. The record is from RefSeq and is a predicted model, not a curated record. Gene Ontology annotation, molecular function: nucleosome binding.